This is a messenger RNA of Zea mays, 2046 nucleotides long. RefSeq lists its product as uncharacterized. The coding region runs from base 1332 to 1847 and encodes 171 amino acids. Lineage: Eukaryota; Viridiplantae; Streptophyta; Magnoliopsida; Poales; Poaceae. The record is from RefSeq and is a predicted model, not a curated record. The transcript has a single exon.
AUCAUCGUUGUAAUUCUUGAGCUAAGAUGUUUAUAACCCAGACUCUACAAAUAGGUGUCUAGUGUCCCUGCUGCAGGGGUCGAGUACCUUAUGCCCAGAGCCUGUAUCACCUUCGUACAUAGAAGGGUCUUAGAUCUGUUGCAUUUGACUGAGACCUUCGAAGGUAUAAUAUUACUGAGUUCUCAUAAGCUAACUUAUAUUUUCUAUGUCUGUUUCAUGUAAUAAAGAAUGAAUCAGACGAGUAAACCCUUUGCAAACUAAAUACAUGUUUUUUACACUUUUUCAUCUUACAUGAAAAAACUUCAACACAAGUUUCUCCUUUUACCACUCUAUCCUUAACACCUUUGAACCCAUGGAAAAUGAAAAGUGGGAGACUUUAAUUGUAUUGUCCUGUUUUAGUUCUCCAUGCAAGAGCUUCGGCAGGUCCCAACAAUAUAUAUAACUCUACGAGCAUGUACUACCUAGAUACUAGGUUUUAGUUCUCAAAGCACUACAUACAUCUAAGAAACCACUUCAUACAACCCAAUGUAUCUAAGUCUUGUAUCUUAUUUACUAUAACCUAUCAAAAUACGACUCAUUUAUGUGGGUUGUAUUAGUAGAAUCGUAUCUAGACUUAGAAAACCGUGUUAAAGAUGUUCCUUCACCAAGAUACCGUCUCUUAUGUUUUUUUACAUUUAUUCUCUUGAUAUCGCUUAAGCUAGAUACAAUAUAUUUACGUGAGUUGUACAUGCCCUAAUUAAUGUAGCGGUCAUUGAACUUUAAUAACCAUCCAUAUCAAAGCAUGAAUGGCUUGGAUGAUUGAUUCGAUAACCGCCUAUAUAAAUAGCCAAUAUUUAGAGACGGCUGGGAUAUCCGCCUCAUGUGUCGCAGCCACCUUUAAUAUGUAGUUGUUAAGAUAUAUAUGGAACAUUAUUUUACAUUUAAGCAAUAACAACUUUCCUAUUAUUUUUUUGUUCAGUAAUAUAAUUGAAAUGUUCUAGCUGUAAAAAUUGAUUGCCCCAUGCAUAUCAUUAUGGUUUGGGUCGUUUCAGCAACGAAAACCAUUGUUCUAUUGUACUAAGUAUGUUUUAUGUAGUAUUCCGUAGACGAUGAAUCUUGUUUGCUAGCCGCUAUCUUAAAUAAUUUCAUUCUAAUUAUUGUUAUCGAAGAUUUGAUAAUUUCCUACGCGCGAUUAGGAACGGUACGGUGUGGCCUCUCCACCACUCACAUACAUCAGGCUCUCGUCAACUCACCUCCACCCGUUCUCGUCUUCUGUCUAAACCGCCCGGUUUCGCCGCACGCUCGCGUUCUCCGAUCACGCAUGCCAUUGCCAUGCAACCUACCACAGAAAUAUGCUCGUACCUGCGUCCAUGCCUCUCUUCACCGACCCGCAACAAUCCUCGCCCAAAUUGUAUCGUUUCACUCACCCCCAAGAGCGAGCGAAUCAACCUCUGCCGGAACAUACAGAGCAAUCCUCUCGCACUGCCACGUACGGUGCACGCACCAUGGCUGUGUCCCGCGCCGUCGUCCUGCUCCUCGUCAUCCUCACGGGGGCUGCCGCGUUCUCGCCCACGGAUUCCACUCCCGAGGAUGCCGAUACCAAGCCGAGCAUCCUGACUCCCAUUGCGCACAGCCCGCUGGGAUCUUUCGAAGGCGCCGAUGGGCCCGUCGCCGACAACGCCAUCGACGACGAUGACGCGGCGCCCGUGGGCUCACCCAUCGGCACCACCAUGACGGAGCCGGAGCCGCAGCUCGCGCCCCCCGGGCUCCCCGAUAGCAGCGCCACCGCUGCUUCCGUAGGCCACCCAGUCGCUGCUGCUGCUGUUGCCGCAGCUAUGGCCACCGCCAGCGCCAUCUUUGCCUUGUGAGAGGAGGGUGCAUGUGACUGUGUGUGCAGCUGUGCGCACGCUAGCUGUUAAGUUAGAGCGGUAUUGAUUCACGCAUUAUGUGUUGGUGUUAUGCUUCCAAGUUGUGCUUGCACGUCUUAUCCUUCUUUUGUAAUCUUUUUUUACUGUUUUCAUUCAAAAAAUAUGUUGUUACUGAUAAAUUCACCAGAAAUUAGUAGUA